CUGCACGUUAAUGACUACAAUCCCCACAAUGCACUCGGCGCGUCGUUUCCGGUCCUGCGCCGUUUCUGGAGCGGAUUGGAACCCGGAGUCAGGAUUCGAUAAAUGAAGGGUCUUUUGCAGGAAAGGUAACGUGUUUCCCCGCUAAUCUACUCGCGUUUUGUCCAAAGUGAAGACGCAGUUCCGUCGUGAAGGUGCAGCUGAUUUGUCCGGUUCGCUCCGCGUUCCCCUGAGCCGCCUCCUCUGCUCUCUGCCUGCCGCUGAAAAGCCUCCACUCCGGUUUGAGGGUUUGCGUCUCCGGUCCAUCCGCCAUGCCGACUGUUCUUUGUUACAUCUAGGCAAGAGGAGCCGCUCAGAUCGGAGUUAAAACCCGGCUAGAGUCUGGGAACCGCUCAGAUCCUGGAUCCCAUCUCUUACCGGGUGUUUAAUGUUGGCAUAAUGGCUGAACAGACGCCAGAUGAGUUCAUCUGGUGCGAGGACUGUGGUCAGUACCAUGACUCUGAGUGUCCAGAACUGGGACCUCUGGUGACCGUCCAGGACUCCUUCGUCCUCAGCCGAGCUCGGUCUUCCCUGCCAAACAGCCUGGAGAUCAGGCGGGUGGCUAACGGCGAGGAGGGCGUGUUUGUCCUGCGGCGGCUGGUCAAGAGAACGCGGUUUGGGCCUUUCGAGGCUAAGAGGGUGUCCUAUCUGGAGAGGGAAGGAGCUUUUCCUCUGAAGAUCUUCCAGAAGGACGGCGUGGUGGUGUGUUUCGACUCCAGCAGCGAGGAGGACUGUAACUGGAUGAUGCUGGUGCGACCCGCCACCGACCACAAACACCAGAAUCUGACGGCCUACCAGCAGGACGAUGACGUGUACUUCAACACCUCGCAGGAUGUGCUGCCGGGAACUGAGCUGCGGGUCUGGUACGGCGCCUUCUACGCCAAGAAGAUGGAGAAGCCAGUGUUGAAGCCUCCGCUUCAGCCACCGUUGCCCGAAACAGAUGUGACGUCUUCAUCUGCUAAAGCGGACACCUCACAGAAAACCGGAGCCCACUUGCCUCCGGUGGCUGAAGACAACAGUCCAGGCAACAUGCUGAGUCACCUCAGCGAGGUGAAGACGGUAGCAGUGCUUCCCGUGGACCCACUACUGCCCCAGGAGGAGAGCCUGGUGGGCACUUAUGAGGCGGCGGCGGAGGAUGAGGAGGAGGAGGAUGGUGGCCCCGCCGCAGCUCAGCCAGCCCCCAAGAGAAGACACAGCCGAGGCAGGAGAGCUAAGGGACGCAGGCCCGGAGCUACGAGCGCCACAAGCAAAAACAAAGAUGUGAAGCCGCCAGUGGACAGCUCAGCAGCGCCGGUGACCUCCGAGACGUCGGCAUCGGCAGCCGAGAGCGGCGGCCUCCUGAGCCCUCCAGACAGCGGGCCUGUCCUGAAGAGGCACAAAGCCAGAGAGCACAAGAGGGUGUACCACUGCUCCCUCUGCAACAAGGUCUUCAAGAACAGCAGCAACCUCAACAGACACAUCCGAUCUCACGGUGAUAAGCUGUUCAAAUGUGACGACUGUGGCAAGUUGUUUAGCCGCAAGGAGAGUCUGAAGCAGCACAUCUCGUACAAGCACAGCAAGAACAUGCCUGACCAAGAAUACAAAUAUAAAUGCAACACGUGUGAGAAAUCCUUCCGCCUGGAAAAUGCCUUAAAAUUUCACAACUGCAGGACAGGUACUGUAGUCUUUUUUUUUUUUACACUGACAUGUUUUCUAGUCACGGUAACGUCAUGCCUGACCCUGUUUUAUGUUCUGUUCAUCCCAUCUCCAGACGACAAGACGUUCCAGUGUGACAUCUGCUUGCGAUUCUUCUCCACCAACAGCAACCUCUCCAAGCACAAGAAGAAGCACGGGGAGAAGCUCUAUUCCUGUGAAAUCUGCAGCAAGAUGUUCUAUCGCAAAGACGUGAUGCAGGAGCACCGCAGGAGGCACGGCGUGGGACCGAAGCACAUGAAGAGAGAGGAGUUGGAGGCCAAUGGAGAGGAAGGGACCAAGUACAGGAAGGAGCCGUCACCCUGUCCCAUCUGUGGAAAGGUGUUCUCCUGCAGGAGCAACAUGAACAAGCAUCUGUUGACACACGGGGAAAAGAAGUACACCUGUGAGAUCUGCGGCCGCAAGUUUUUCCGCGUGGACGUCCUCCGGGAUCACAUUCAUGUGCACUUCAAGGACAUAGCGUUGAUGAACGAGCAGGAGAGAGAGGGCUUCAUCAAGAAGAUCGGAAUCUCCGCGGACGACAGCGACGAAACAGACGAGGACGAGGACGAGGACGAUCCUGAGCACCACAAGUACAACUGCAAGAAAUGUCAACUGUCAUUUGCAAAGGGCAAAGAGUACCUGAAGCACAUCAUGGAGCAGCACAAAGAGGGCGGCUACAACUGCGAGAUCUGUAACCGACGCUUCGCCCUAAAGGCCACGUACAACGCUCACCUGGUCAUCCACAGGGAGCAGCUGCGCGACCCUUCGGUGCAGAAGUACAUCCAUCCGUGUGAAAUUUGUGGCCGAAUCUUCAAUAGCAUUGGUAACCUGGAGAGACACAAGAUCAUCCACACAGGGGUGAAGAGCCACGGCUGUGAUAUGUGCGGCAAAUCAUUCGCAAGGAAAGACAUGCUGAAGGAGCACCUCAGGGUUCACGACGACAACCGAGACUACCUGUGUGCAGAGUGUGGGAAAGGCAUGAAGACCAAGCACGCUCUGAGGCACCACAUGAAGCUUCACAAGGGCAUCAAAGAGUACGAGUGCAAACAGUGCAACCGCAAGUUUGCCCAAAAAGUCAAUAUGUUGAAACACUACAAGCGUCACACAGGCAUAAAAGACUUCAUGUGCGAGCUGUGUGGAAAGACGUUCAGCGAGAGGACGACUCUAGAGACGCACAAGCUCAUCCACACAGUGGGCAAGACGUGGACGUGCGCGACAUGCGAUAAGAAGUACCUGACGGAGUACAUGCUGCAGAAGCACGUCCACCUGACCCACGAAAAGGUGGAGGCCCAGGCGUGUCACCUCUGCGGGACCAAGGUGUCCACCCGCGCCUCCAUGAACCGGCACCUGCGACGCAAACACCCAGAGGUGGUGUCUGUGAGAAUCGAUGAGUUUGAUGACCUUCAGGAAAAUUCGACAAUAAACGAUUCGUCUAUCAGCAUUGUUCAGCCCACUCUGACUCUGGAAAAAGACGGCAUGUCCCAAGAGAGGCCCAGCCGACCCUCCAGGCACCCCAAGAGGAAGCUGAGGGUUCAAGCUGAGCCAGAGCUCUCCGAGUCCGACGAGUACGUCGAUUUCACUGAGCCCAGACACGAGACCAUGACGGAAUUCAACGCCGUCAUCGUCGGCGACGAGACCGAGACCAGCUCCGCUGUGCAGAGCAUCCAGCAGGUGGUGGUCCUGACCGACCCCAGCGCCCCGUCGGCCUCCUCCCCCAACAGCUCAGUGGGGCUGACCAACAUCACCGUCACGCCCAUCACCAGCCACGCCCCGGCCCAGUUCACUAGCCUGCAGCCCGUCGCCGUGGGCCACCUGACAGCCAGCGACCGGCCCCUCACGCUGGACAACUCCAUCCUCACCGUCACCUUCGACACCGUGAGCGGCUCCGCCAUGCUCCACAACCGGCCCGCGGAGCUCGUCCCGGAGACGGUCGGCCCCGGCGGGGGCGCGGCGCCGCAGUCUGUCGCCCACUUCAUCAACCUCACCACCCUGGUCAACCCCAUGGGACACCAGCUGGAGGCGUCCACUCUGGCCUGGAGGCCCGUGCCGGCCGCCGAGGGCGGGCAGGUCACCCCGGUGGUGGACGGCGCUCAGGGGGGGGAGGGUCAGGAGGGCCAGGCCCAGGCCGCGGAUCCAGGCCGGCCCAGCCAGGGCCAGCCGCCCGCCCAACAGCAGCCGAGCAGCUCCGCGCAGCAGAUGUUCAGCUACUGAGUGCACACUUGGGGUCGGGGGGGCGGGGGUUGCGGGAGGAGGGGGAGGGGGUGCAGGUCACCUCACGUUCACAGACAUUCAUACAUAGUAGAGUAGAUUUUUAUCAGACCUGUACAAAGCUUUGAUCACUGUCACCCAGAUGCCUCUCCAACACCACAGAAGCAAAACUGUAAUGACCCCCCCCCCUCUCCAUUUCUUAUCCUGACAGAAAGUGGCUGUUAAUAGAUAAAAAAAAGAAAUUGUACAUUUAGCCAAACUGACACUCCUCUUAAAGAUUACAUUUGAAACCAAAGCAACAUGCUGAAUAUUCAAAUGCCUUACCAGCCUUUUACAAACGUGCAUGUUUUCACGACAAAUCUGCUGCUCGAUAGCCGAAAAUGUACGGACCUGAAAGACUUUUCUUUGUGACAGGUAAAGUGAUUCCGCCCGGUUAUGAAAAGCGCGGGCGGUCGGCGUACUGGUAAAAGCAGCUCACUGAUGAAAUGUUAUUUUUGAAUGCUGUAAACUGUCACUGUGGAGCUGCCUGGAAAGAGUACUGGAACCUUUUUGUACUGUCCUUUUUAAACAAAAUACCUCCUUCUA
Mugil cephalus (flathead mullet) is the source of this 4503-nucleotide messenger RNA. It is a transcript of the gene prdm15, whose product is annotated as PR domain containing 15. Gene Ontology annotation, cellular component: nucleus; cytoplasm. Gene Ontology annotation, molecular function: RNA polymerase II cis-regulatory region sequence-specific DNA binding; DNA-binding transcription factor activity; histone deacetylase binding. Lineage: Eukaryota; Metazoa; Chordata; Actinopteri; Mugiliformes; Mugilidae. Gene Ontology annotation, biological process: regulation of transcription by RNA polymerase II; cell fate commitment. Bases 436 to 3921 code for a protein of 1161 amino acids. The transcript has 23 exons. The record is from RefSeq and is a predicted model, not a curated record.